AUGGGGAGAUCUCAGACCGCGACCCUUCCCCUGAUCCCGCUCGCGCGCGGCACCAUCCUCCUCCCCGGCCUCGUCCAGCGCAUUGCAGUCAACUCCAGCCGUCCCGAUAUCCCCGCUCUCCUCGCCCACGUCUACGAGCGCGCUGCUACCAAGGGCCCCGAUGGCCGCAUCGAUGGCGUACCCAUCGCCUGCGUCCCCGUCUCCUCGCCCCUAGUCGGCCCCAACGGCCAGCUCCUCAUCGGCGAUGCUGAGGACAUCGACAGCUCACAGAUCGAGAAUAUAAACCCAGGCAGUGCCAAGGAGAAGGAUCUCUACAACUUUGGUGUUGCCGCCAAGAUCAUUGGCAUCGAUGGAAGGGGCACCGGAGAGUUCGCUCUGCGCGUCGAAGGCACCUCGCGCAUCCGUGUCGAUAACAUCACUCGGGAGCGGCCCUUCUUCGAGGCAAAGGUCACAUACUUUACCGAUGAUAUGGCAUCCCCUCCCGACAAGCAGCUUCAAGACCUCUUCGCCCUCCUAAAAACCCGAUCGCGAGAACUAGUCACCAUUCUGAGGAUUUCGUCCCUCCUACCUCGAACCAAGGGCGGCCCCGUCCUGUCGCCAUUGAUAACCAAACGAUUGGAUAUGCUCAUUAUGAGGAAGGAAAUAAAGGAUGCUGGACUGCUAGCCGACUUCAUGGCCAACCUAGUUGAGACUUCGCACGAGGAGAAGCUCGAGGUCCUCGCCGCGCUAGAUGUCAAGGUACGCCUGACCAAGGUCAUUGAGCUGCUUGAACGUCAGGUCGGAGGCAUCAAGAACAACUUUAAGAUCACCACAUUCGCCGCCAUGCCCGUUACCAUCUUGGAUCGGUUGAAUGAGAACCAAAACCGAAAGGGCAACUCGCUACCUCAAAUUCCGGGCAUGUCAUUUGUUCCUCCGUCUGGACAAUUCCCUCCGAACAAUGAUCAAAAUGACGAUCAAGAAGCCAACGAACUAGACGAACUCAAGCGGAAGCUUCAGAAUGCCAAGCUCCCUCAAGAGGCUGCCAAGACCGUAGACAGAGAGAUGCGGCGAUUACAAAAAAUGAUGCCAAUGAACCAGGAGUACCAAGUUACCAGAAAUUGGUUGGAAACCCUGUCGGAAAUUCCCUGGUCGACCCUCACCGAUGAUCGUCUUGGCCCAGAAACGCUGCACAAGGCCAAGAAGCAGCUUGACGAAGACCACUAUGGCCUUGAGAGCGUCAAGAAGAGGCUGAUCGAGUAUUUGGCGGUUUUGAGACUGAAGCAGUCCAUCAAUGACGACGUGGAUGAGAAGAUCAAGAAGGCCGAGGAGCACAUGGACAAGCCCAAGGAAGGAGAGGAUGGGAAUGCUGAUGCGAACCCAGCUGCCGAGGACACAAGCCGGCCAGAAAUCGCUAAGCUCCAGAUCCUCAAGUCCCAGCGCCAGGUGGACAGGUCCCCCAUCAUGCUCCUGGCGGGACCCCCUGGUGUUGGCAAGACCAGUCUUGCUAGGUCCGUGGCGACGGCCUUGGGACGCAAAUUCCACCGCAUCUCUCUUGGUGGUGUCAGAGACGAGGCCGAGAUUCGUGGCCACCGAAGAACCUACGUUGCGGCCAUGCCUGGCCUCAUCGUCCAGGGUCUGAGGAAGGUCGGUGUUGCCAACCCUGUCUUCUUGCUUGAUGAGAUCGACAAGAUUGGGCAAGCCAGUAUUCACGGCGACCCCUCGGCGGCCAUGCUCGAGGUUCUCGACCCCGAGCAGAAUAGCAACUUCCAGGAUCACUACGUUGGAAUGCCCAUUGACCUUUCCAAAAUCCUAUUUAUCGCCACAGCCAACAGCUUGGACACAAUCCCAGCUCCUCUCCUGGAUCGAAUGGAGACCAUCUACAUUCCUGGCUACACUACUCUCGAGAAGCGUCACAUUGCGAUGCAGCACCUGAUCCCCAAGCAAAUCAGGGUCAACGGACUGGCCGAAAGCCAAGUCGCUUUCAACCAGGAUGUUGUGUCCAAGAUUAUCGAGUCCUACACUCGUGAAUCUGGUGUCCGUAACCUUGAGCGUGAGAUCGGCUCGGUCUGCCGUGCCAAGGCUGUUGAGUUUUCAGAAGCAAAGGACGGCGGACAUGCCAACGACUAUCAGCCGGCCCUCACUGUGGAUGACAUUGAGAACAUAUUGGGUAUCGAGAAGUACGAGGAGGAGAUUGCUGAGACGACGAGUCGUCCCGGUAUCGUGACUGGCCUCGUCGCCUACAGCUCUGGGGGUAAUGGCAGCAUUCUGUUCAUCGAAGUUGCUGACAUGCCUGGCAACGGACGUGUCCAGCUCACAGGAAAGCUUGGUGAUGUUCUGAAGGAGAGUGUCGAGGUGGCCCUGACUUGGGUCAAGGCCCAUGCAUUUGAGCUUGGUCUCACGCCCGAGCCAACUACCGACAUCAUGAAGGAGCGCAGCAUCCACGUCCAUUGUCCCUCAGGCGCCAUUCCCAAGGAUGGCCCCAGCAGUGGCAUCGGCCAGGCUGUGGCCCUGAUUUCUCUAUUCUCAGGCAAGCCAGUGCCGCCGUCCAUGGCCAUGACGGGCGAGAUUUCUCUCCGGGGCCGAGUUACAGCCGUCGGAGGUAUCAAGGAAAAGCUCAUCGGCGCCCUUCGAGCGGGCGUCAAGACGGUGCUACUCCCCGCCCAGAACCGCAAGGAUGUCAAGGAUCUACCGCAGGAGGUCAAGGAUGGACUCGAGAUCCUCCACGUUAGCCAUAUCUGGGAGGCGAUACGCCUCGUCUGGCCCGAUUCGCAUUGGGCGGACGACAGCAACUUCCGGGGCAUCGAGCCUCGGCUGUGA
Messenger RNA from Ilyonectria robusta, 2796 nucleotides. RefSeq names its product ATP-dependent protease La. NCBI's taxonomy places the organism in Eukaryota, Fungi, Ascomycota, Sordariomycetes, Hypocreales, Nectriaceae. The transcript is spliced from 4 exons. Gene Ontology annotation, molecular function: serine-type endopeptidase activity; ATP-dependent peptidase activity; ATP hydrolysis activity. Gene Ontology annotation, cellular component: peroxisomal matrix. Gene Ontology annotation, biological process: protein catabolic process; protein targeting to peroxisome; protein quality control for misfolded or incompletely synthesized proteins. Bases 1 to 2796 code for a protein of 931 amino acids. The record is from RefSeq and is a predicted model, not a curated record.